AUGCGACAAUCGUGGGCCUCCUCGAUCGACCUCGCGUCCGGUCGAGUCACAGCUACAGAAAUCCUACAACCGGGUCUUUCCAUCGGGGUCAAAGGCGGUAUAAUUGUUGCCAUUGCUUUGUCUCUCCCAGCAGGUCCUGAAACCAAGGUCAUAGAUGCAGAGGGCGCUUAUGUGACCCCGGGCGGCGUGGACACCCACGUUCAUCUUCACCAGGACAAUGCUCCCACCGGCGACAAAUGGCUUACGGGAUCGCGUUCCGCCCUGGCUGGCGGCAACACCACGAUUCUUGCGUUUGCUUCCCAGAAGCGGACGGACGAAUCGUUGUUUCCUGUGGUCGAAGAAUACCACAACAGGGCGCGAGACCAGUCCUACGUCGAUUACGGAUUUCAUUUGAUUUUGACCAAGCCAACAGAGUCGAUCCUGGAAAACGAGCUGAAGGUCAUGGUCGAGCGAGAAGGCAUAACCAGUGUCAAGCUCUACAUGACCUACCCAGCCAUGAAGCUUGGAGACGGAGAUAUGCUGGAGAUCAUGAUGCAAGCGAGACAAUUGGGAAUGACAACCAUGAUACAUGCAGAGAACAGUGACGUGAUUGACAUCAUCACCAAGCGUUUGCUCAAAUACCACCACACUCAACCCCGAUACCAUGCAAUCGCCCGACCUCAAAUCGCCGAAUCUGAAGCAACGAACCGGGCCAUCGCGCUAGCAACAGUUGCAUCAACCCCAAUUCUGAUCGUCCACAUGUCCUCGCCCAUCGCGCUCUCUCACGCCCGCAAAGCACAGUCCAAGGCCCUGCUACCGGUGCAUGCCGAGACGUGUCCGCAUUACAUGUACCUUUUGUCAUCAGAACUCGCGGCGACAAGUAUCACGAUGCAUGACGAGCAUGGCCACAGUCACGAAACAGAGGACGAGUGGGCCGGAUCACGGCACAUCUGCGCCCCUCCGUUGCGCCACUCCGAAGCUGACCUGCAGAGUGUAUGGGAUAGUGUGAACAAUGGCACCAUCACCGUCAUAUCGUCCGACCAUGCUCCCACCCUGUACAACUCUUCUGGUGGGAAGAGAAAACCUCUGAUAGACGCGAAAGCCACCAAUUCCGUGCCCACGUUUGUGCAGGUCCCCAAUGGUCUGCCUGGCGUCGAAACAAGGCUCCCAGUCUUGUUCUCUGCGGCAACUAACCCUUCAGCUCCGGCGGGAAGACGGUUGUCGCUGCCCAGGUUUGUGGAACUCACGUCGACGAACCCGGCAAAGAUGUACGGUCUGGCGGGCAAAAAGGGGAGUAUUGCGCCCGGGUACGAUGCUGAUCUAGUUAUCUGGUAUCCGAGUGGUCAUAACGAUGCUGAGUUGAUCAUCUCGAAUGAUGUGCUGCAUCAUAGUAUCGACUAUACGCCGUUCGACGGCAUCAAGGUGUGCAACUGGCCGAGAUAUGUGAUGUUGAGGGGCGAGAUGAAAUGGAAUCGAGACGUGGAACUUAGCGAAGGACAUGAAAAGGGCAUCCUGGGGCAACCCUCCGACGGGCAGUACUUGAAAAGAGGUAAAGGUCAAGUACUAGUGGGCAGGUUGGGUCAGACGCCGCCAGGGAUGAAGGAGGGAGAACAGAAUGAAUGGAUGGAGAUGGUGCCGUAA
Molecule: messenger RNA, 1620 nt
Organism: Capronia coronata CBS 617.96
Lineage: Eukaryota; Fungi; Ascomycota; Eurotiomycetes; Chaetothyriales; Herpotrichiellaceae
Product: dihydropyrimidinase
Exons: 3
Coding region: 1-1620 (539 amino acids)
Molecular function (GO): hydrolase activity, acting on carbon-nitrogen (but not peptide) bonds
Source: RefSeq, a predicted model, not a curated record